Messenger RNA from Pleuronectes platessa (European plaice), 669 nucleotides. RefSeq names its product homeodomain-interacting protein kinase 1-like. Gene Ontology annotation, biological process: peptidyl-threonine phosphorylation; peptidyl-serine phosphorylation. The coding region runs from base 61 to 669 and encodes 202 amino acids. Lineage: Eukaryota; Metazoa; Chordata; Actinopteri; Pleuronectiformes; Pleuronectidae. The transcript has 3 exons. The record is from RefSeq and is a predicted model, not a curated record. Gene Ontology annotation, molecular function: ATP binding; protein serine/threonine kinase activity.
AUCCCCUCCCCCACAACACAAUACCUUGCACAAAAAUACCUUGGCAACGGCGCGUAUGGAAUGGUCAUCCAAUGCAGGAAUGUGACCACCGGAGAGACGGUGGCUCUAAAAAUCAUCGAAAGCCUGUGGGACAUUGACUAUGCACAAGUAGAGGAGGUCAUCCUUCAAAACAUGAAGAAGCUGAACUCAGACAGGUUCAACAUCGUCAGAUUGUACGAGUCCUUCUUCUACAAGGAACACUACUGUCUUGUGUUUGAGCUCCUGGAUAUGGAUCUGCAGAAAUUCAAACGGAUCAGCCCGGGUCAACACCUUCAGCUGAAGCAGAUUCGCCCCAUUCUGCAGCAGCUAGCUACAGCCUUGGACUUUUUGAACAGCGCAGGGAUCAUUCAUGCAGAUUUGAAGCCAGAUAACAUCAUGCUGGUGGAUCAUGUCAGGCAGCCACUGAAAGUUAAAGUUAUUGACUUUGGCAUAUCCUUCGAUGAUCCUGAGGAAAUGCUCGGUCAAAACGUCCAGACCUUGUGGUACAGGGCUCCUGAGAUUCUGUAUCAAGAUCAUUUCAGCGGGAAAAUCGACGUAUGGUCUCUCGGCUGCAUUGCUGCUGAGCUGUCAAUGGGCAAACCGCUGUUCCGUUCCAAGGAUGAGGAUGAUUUGGUCAGUAUCUGCACUUAA